GUACAAUAUUUUUUUUUUUGUUUUAAAUGUUUCCGUGGAUGUUUCGCGAGAGUGUCACAAUGGAGUCAUCCGGUGGUACACUGUUCUGAGCAGGUGACAGAACCCUACGCCUAUUCAGCCGCUGGGGUACAGGACCGAUGGGAACGAAUAUGCGCACAGGGGGACAGCAUCCCCAUUAAUUAACAACUCUUUUUAAAAAUCAACUGAUCUUUUACAAAUAAGUUAAUAUUAUUUGAACUCUGUGUCUUGCCCACCUUUUAAAAUCUCAGCGGUCAGUGGUCACUGAAUUCAGACUUGAGCUGACCACAGCAAGAGAGAGAGAGAGAGAGAGAUGAAGGGCAUGUCGAAGAAGACUAUGGGGGGGUCUUACUGUGUGAAGGAGAAGAAGGCGUGCGUGGGGUGGGUUGAGAAGUAUUUCAAGGACUGCCUGUGCAAUCUCAAGGACGAACUCUCCUUUGGGUUUGGGCUUAUAAGUCUGGUCUGUUGGGGAGUCGCCGAAAUCCCUCAGAUCAUCACCAACUUCCAAACAAAGUCCGGCCAUGGAAUCUCCCUUCUUUUUCUUCUCACCUGGGUCGCCGGUGACGUUUUCAACCUAGUGGGUUGCCUUCUGGAGCCAGCCACGCUGCCGACCCAGUUCUAUACGGCUCUGCUCUAUACGGCAAGCACUGUAGUAUUAGUCUUGCAGUGUGUGUACUAUGAUCAUUUCUGUAGAUUGUGGAAACGUCGAGGCCAACAUAACCAUUUUGACGACGUGGAUGGAGAACAGAGAGAACCCUUGAAACCAGAGUCAAAUGAUUCAAGCAUUCCUAUACCCAGACGAGCUCCACACCAGCCAUCUUUGCGUGGAGACUUUUACUACAUGUCAGCAAGAUCAUUGGCUGGGAGCAAUGGGACUCCAUCGUCUGGAUCUUAUCUGAGGACAGCGAGAAGUGGCCCAUCGGCGUUGGGAUUCGAAAGGGACUCCUCGUCCGACGAUGAAGCAACUCCGGCGUCAUCCGAUCGGACCGAUCAGCGCUUUAGCCAGCCUAGGCCAAUCCCUCUCCCACGAUCGGCUGGUUAUGGUUACGGAGCAUUUCUAGCAACGUCGGUCAACUUGCCUCAACAGGGCAAAGCCUUGAUGGAUGCUUAUGCGGGAAUUAGAGGAAGGAGACUGUUACAUGAACAUGAGGUUGAGCGUAAUGUAUACGGGCAAUGGUUAGGAUGGUUGAUGGCUGCAAUAUACAUGGGCGGUCGAAUCCCCCAGAUAUGCUUGAAUAUUAAGAGAGGCAGCGUGGAGGGCUUGAAUCCUCUCAUGUUCAUUUUUGCACUCAUUGCCAAUGUUACUUACGUGGGAAGUAUUCUUGUGAGGACAAUGGAAUGGGAAAUGAUUAAAGCCAACAUGCCAUGGUUAUUAGAUGCAAUUGUUUGUGUUGCACUCGACUUAUUUAUUAUAUUGCAGUACAUAUACUACAAAUCUAUUCAAAAGAGGAUUAUAGCUCGUCCAAUAUACCACGAUGACUAUGUGGAAGCUAACAAAGUUGUUGGAUCUUAAUUGUAUGUUACUAUUGAUUAUAAUUUUGAGACUUCGAUCUUGUGAACGAUUUAAGCAUUAGUUGUUUUGUAGUGAUAUGUAAUAAGCUUAAAUCACCAUAUCUUGUUGAUAUGAAAAAUAAAGUGAUCAGUUUUAAAA
Malania oleifera is the source of this 1669-nucleotide messenger RNA. Its product is annotated as probable vacuolar amino acid transporter YPQ1. The record is from RefSeq and is a predicted model, not a curated record. NCBI's taxonomy places the organism in Eukaryota, Viridiplantae, Streptophyta, Magnoliopsida, Santalales, Ximeniaceae. Bases 332 to 1531 code for a protein of 399 amino acids. The transcript has 13 exons.